Molecule: messenger RNA, 1489 nt
Organism: Erigeron canadensis
Lineage: Eukaryota; Viridiplantae; Streptophyta; Magnoliopsida; Asterales; Asteraceae
Product: tryptophan--tRNA ligase, cytoplasmic
Exons: 12
Coding region: 75-1274 (399 amino acids)
Biological process (GO): tryptophanyl-tRNA aminoacylation
Cellular component (GO): cytoplasm
Molecular function (GO): ATP binding; tryptophan-tRNA ligase activity
Source: RefSeq, a predicted model, not a curated record
CAGGGUUUUUCCUUUUCCCCAUUUAGCCUCCAUCCCCCUGCCCUAAAAUCACUCAAACACAAUCAUAACACAUAAUGGAGAAUGACAAGAAAACAACUGACAAUGAAGAAGAUUCUCAGGUAGUGAAUCCUUGGGAAGUGUCGUCAACCAAAAAGAUCGAUUAUGACAAAUUAAUCGAUCAAUUUGGUUGUCAAAGACUCGAUCAAUCUCAUGUUGACCGUGUUAAAGCUCUAACUAAUCGUCCCCCACAUGUUUUUCUUCGCCGAAACGUGUUUUUUGCUCAUAGGGACUUCAAUGAGAUAUUAGAUGCGUAUGAACGUGGUGAAAAAUUCUAUUUGUACACAGGCAGAGGCCCCUCUUCUGAAUCAUUGCAUCUGGGGCAUCUUGUUCCCUUCAUGUUUACAAAAUAUCUGCAGGAUGCUUUCAAAGUUCCGCUAGUCAUUCAACUAACGGACGAUGAAAAGUGCAUCUGGAAAAAUCUUACGGUGGAAGAAAGCAAGAGGCUUGCUCGAGAAAAUGCGAAAGAUAUUAUUGCAUGUGGAUUUGAUGUCUCAAGGACCUUUAUUUUUUCAGAUUUUAAUUUCGUAGGCGGGGCCUUCUAUGAGAACAUGAUUAGGGUUGGAAACUGUGUCACAUACAACAAGGUUGUUGGCAUAUUUGGUUUUACUGGUGAAGAUCAUAUCACGAAAGUUAGUUUCCCACCAGUGCAGGCUGUUCCAUCAUUCCCCAGUUCAUUUCCACACCUGUUUUCUGGAAAAGAUAAUCUCCGUUGCUUGAUUCCUUGUGCAAUCGAUCAGGACCCUUAUUUCAGGAUGACCCGGGAUGUUGCUCCUCGGUUAGGCUAUAACAAGCCUGCAUUAAUCGAAUCAUUAUUUUUUCCGGCCCUUCAGGGAGAGACAGGCAAAAUGUCCGCCAGUGAUGCUAAUUCAGCAAUAUACGUGACAGACACACAGAAAGAUAUCAAGAACAAGGUUAAUAAAUAUGCUUUCUCUGGGGGGCAAGAUUCUGUUGAGAAUCAUAGAAAGUAUGGAGCUAACCUUGAGGUGGAUAUUCCUUUUAAAUACCUCAGUUUCUUCUUGGAGGAUGAUGAGGAGCUUGAACAUAUCAGGACAGAAUAUGGUUCGGGACGUAUGUUAACAGGUGAAAUUAAGAAGAAACUAAUUGAUGUAUUAAGCGAAAUUGUUGAAAGACAUCGUACGGCUAGGGCGGCAGUAACCGAGGAGAUGGUUGAUGCUUUUAUGGCAGUAAGACCGAUGCCUAAUAUGUUUAACUGAGUACGCUUCUCGUCACACAUGAUUCAAAGCUUACUGAAUUUUUAUCAUAGAAUCUUGAAAUUUAAACCGAGUUUUGCUGAUUUUGUAAGACAGCUUAGUCUUCUGUAACUUUGUGGUUCCAAAAUCCAAAUAGCAGAAAUGGAACUGGUGCUGGGAAACCUCAGGAAUAUAUGGAUAUUUGGAUUUAAUUUAGUUUUAUAGUUUCUUGUAUGAAA